Messenger RNA from Panonychus citri (citrus red mite), 1257 nucleotides. RefSeq names its product isoamyl acetate-hydrolyzing esterase 1 homolog. The record is from RefSeq and is a predicted model, not a curated record. Bases 422 to 1096 code for a protein of 224 amino acids. The transcript is spliced from 3 exons. Lineage: Eukaryota; Metazoa; Arthropoda; Arachnida; Trombidiformes; Tetranychidae.
ACUUUCAAUUUUAUUAUCUAAUAUCAAUUAUCGAAUCGAAUCAAAUCAAUCAAUCAAAUUGAAUUCAUUCAAUUAUUAUCCAAAUCCAUAAAUAACAAUAAGUAAACCAUUGAUAAUAGAUUAUUGUUACUCUAUUAAGCGAUCAGUUAUGAAACAAUUAACAAAAAGCUGGUCAAUGGAUUCGUUUUAAUCCAGUUCAGCCAAAUAAACUAAAUCAGACCAAAGGUUAAUCAAAGUUAAAACAUGAAAUCAGAGCGACGACAAUUAUAAUUGUCAUUUAGAUGAUGUUGUUACUAUUUUUAGUUUUUCAUCCGCUUUUUAAAUUUGUAUUUAAACUGAUUAGUCUGUUAAUUGAUGAAACAAUUAACAUUUGAUUGUUUGAAUCAGUGUUGAAUUUUCAUUGAUUGCAAUUUAAUCAACUAUGGCUGAUCCAAUCUGGUCAAAUGUGAUUUUAAUUGGUGACUCCUUAACUCAGGGUUCGUUUGAUGUUUACAACGGAUGUUGGGGAUCGAUGUUGGCCCAAAGUUUGCAAAGAGUAAGCGAUGUCCUUUCCAGAGGAUUUUCUGGCUAUUCCACUAGAGGAAUAGUGAAAAUAUUACCCGAACUAUUUGCUAACGAAAAUUUCGAGAAAGUUUCUUGUGUUAUUAUCCUUUUGGGCUCCAACGAUUGUUUUACCAACGCUUAUGGACCGAAUGUACCGUUAGAAGAUACUGAGAAAAAUCUGACAACGAUUAUUACUCAUCUUAAAUCGAAAGGGAUUUCGAGUAAAAAAAUUAUUCUAUUAACUCCUCCCGUUUAUCAUCAUCAAGAUUCGAGUGAGGAAAAUGGUACUCGUACUCCUGACGAGUACAGUGUUGGUGUUAAACGAGUGGCCGAUCAACUCGAAGUCGAAUGUGUUGAUAUUAAUAAGAUCACGAAAGAACAUCCGAAUUCGAGAUCUUUGUUCUAUGAUGGACUUCACUUUAAUCGAGCAGGAGCUCAGGUUGUUUACGACGCUGUUUGGCCUUCGCUUGUUAAUCGAAUCAUCGAUUUUCAUGGUUCCUUUGAACUUAAAUUUCCAUCUUAUGAAGUUAUCGAAAAACCUGAAAGCGACUAAUUGUUAAUUUGUCGUUUUCUCACUCACUCUUUGAUUGUGUUUUUCUCAUUUUAAUGUUAUGACAGAGUUAACAUGAAAAAUUAUGUUUAUCUUUUGAUAUACAAGUUGUUGACAAAAAAAAAGAUGAUUUAAAUAAACUAGAGUAGAUUCAGAUGAUCAAA